Messenger RNA from Sesamum indicum (sesame), 1915 nucleotides. NCBI's taxonomy places the organism in Eukaryota, Viridiplantae, Streptophyta, Magnoliopsida, Lamiales, Pedaliaceae. The record is from RefSeq and is a predicted model, not a curated record.
ACUCAAACACUCUGGAAAUCGCCGAUCCCCACGCCACUCCGUCCUCCCAUCUUCGUCUGUAGUCUCUCGCCAUGAUCUUCUACUGUUAUAAUCGGAUGGAUUGAUGGGAAGCUUUAAAGUGAUGAAGGUAUCUACAGAGCAGAUAAUUGAUGAUGGGUAUGACAAAAUCAGCCUUUUACCUGAUUGCAUCCUUCAUGAUAUUCUGUCCUAUCUUCCUACUAAAGAGGCUGUGUCAACAUGUGUGCUAUCUAAAAGAUGGAAGUACUUAUGGACUUCUGUUCCCAGCAUCAACUUUGAUGAUUCGUUGCUGUACUCUAGUCAGUUUGACUUUUGGCAUCCACUUGAUGUCACGCGUUUCAUGACUUUUGUUGAGAGGGUGCUUCUACUAAGAGACACAUCUGACGUGAAAAGAUUCCGCCUUUCUUGUCGUGUUUGUUUCAGUGCAUCUCGUGUCAAUGAAUGGAUUUUAGCUGCUAUCAGGCGAAAUGUUCAAGAGCUUGAUCUUUGCCUUUUUGUGGAGGAACCUUUUGCGCUACCCAGUUGCGUUUUUGAUAAUGAAUUGCUCACAGUCCUAAGAUUAGAAAUGAAUUGUACCCUUCAGCUGCCUCCUCGAAUUUCUUUCCCAUGCCUUAGAACAUUGCACCUUUGUCUUGUCACAUUUCCUAAUGAUAACUUGAUGCAAACUCUAUUCUCUAGUUGUCCAUUUCUAGAAGAAUUGGCUGUGUUAGAUUGUGAAUGGAUGAAUUUGAGGAGUAUCUCGAUAACUAUGCCUUCACUUAAGGUCUUAAUAAUAGAUGAUUUGCCAUUUUGUUCGGUCGAUGAUCUUCGGGGUUGUGAUAUCAAGAUUGAUGCUGGAAAUCUGAUAUUCUUCAAGUACAGUGGUUAUCUAUCAAAUAAGAUCAAUUUAUAUGGUCUUUCUUCGUCGGCACUAGCAUUAAUUCACAUCCCAAACCAUUGUGGGAGGCAGCGGGAGAUUGCUUGUCGAACCAUCAAGCUGUUUGGAGGGCUGAGAAACGUUAGUAGCUUGAGAAUAUCCAGCGGCACCAUUGAGUCUCUCUUUCUUGUGGAGCACGUGAUGGAUCGCCUUCCAGUGUUUGAGAACCUGACCCUCUUGGAGUUAAGGGGGGAAUUUGGGGAGCAUUCUACCAAGCUGUUGAUAAAGUUUCUACAAUGCUUGCCUAAGUUAGAAUCUCUUGAUUUUUGCGAGGGACUUGGUCGCUGUGAAGACAGUUCCAGGCUGACAUCAGUUCCGAAUUGUGUCUUGUCGAGUCUCAAGACAGUUAACUACCGGAACCUCCAUGGGACUAAUAGAGAAAUAUGGUUUAUGAAGUUUUUGCUGGAAAAUGCAAUUGUAUUGGAGAAAAUGAAUGUAUUUUGGUCCAAUAGUUCCUCUCGUGAUCAAAUCAGCCGAAAGGAAAUCAACAAUCAGUUGCAUACACUCUAUAGAGGCUCCAAGAAUUCUGCACUUACUGUUCACAUGAAACCUCCAUGUAGCUUGUAGAUGACUGUUUAGUCACUGACGCCAUCUCACAGGCGCACCAUGUCCAUUUGCUGAUCUGCUCACACUAACACCACCUUCAAUGAACCAGUCGCUAGCUGCUGAUGUAUCUUGCUUGAGGUUUUUUGUGUUACUUCUGUUCAACAUUGGAACAUCAGAACUACCAGAAGACCCCCAACUUACUGACGUUCAUGGGCUGCCCUUUACUGAUGAAUUUUGUUUGACAUAUAGCUUUUGAAUAGUUGUUCAUAUAUGUAUAUUGAUGCCCAUAAUGUCAUACUAGUCAAAACUUGGGUGUUUUUGUUUAAUGUAUUCUCAAGCGGUAGAUUCCUUCAGUGUCUUUGAUUUCAUGACGGGGUGCCAUUGUCCAUUUUGUCGUUUACAAAGAAAUUUGAAUGCAUAGAUGGUGUUGGCACA